Oldenlandia corymbosa var. corymbosa is the source of this 3723-nucleotide messenger RNA. NCBI's taxonomy places the organism in Eukaryota, Viridiplantae, Streptophyta, Magnoliopsida, Gentianales, Rubiaceae. The record is from the annotation of a GenBank genome assembly.
AUUUUCACAAGGGGUGGUGGCAUCUCCCAAUCUACAAUAACACAAUCUUUAUCUAUCUCUUUGUAAUUUGUACUAAUCAAAACCCAAGCUCCUCAUUUAAAGCCUCUUCACUUUAACCCCAACCCCCAACUCCUCUUGUGUUUAUUUAAUAAUUGUAUCUACACAAGGUUCUCAACAAAUACAUAUUACACUCAGACUGAUACGUAUUCAUCUCUCAGAAGCAUUCCCGUUUAAGGUAAGAGUUACAGAUAUUGUUGUUAGUAAAUUUCGGGACUUAUGACAUAAACUCUUUAUCACUUGGACUAACAAGGGUCGGUUACUCUUUACUUUAUAUCUUAUAGUUUAAUAACGACUAAGUACUCAUAAUUAAUGGAAAAGUCGGUAGACCACCAGCCCAUAUUGGGACCCCCAAAAAGGACAUGAAGAAACCAAUAGUAAAGAGAAGAAUGAAGGUGAAAAGGUUAAAAUACUAAAACAAAACCAAAUUUAGUUGUGGAUAGCUUAAAAAAUGAAACCAGAUUUUGGAAUUGGAAUUGGUAUAUGUGUUGCUGUCUAAUAAGGCUGUACAAAAACAACAACAAAGAGCCAGCCAGCCAUCCCAGCCAGCCAGAAACAGCAGCAGCAGCAGCAGAGGGGAAGCAGUGAUGAGCUCACCAAGAUCUUUAAUCUCCUUUCUGACCAAACACUGUCACUCUUUCCAGUGGCAUCAACAAGGCCAGUUAUAGGCCAUAUAGCCCUAAAAGCACCCAACUUUUUUCCAUUUCUGUUUUUUCUCCACAUUUUUCCCUAAAUACCAUCACCAAAAUUCACAACGCUUUUAUCUCUACACUGUCUUCCUUCAUAAAAAUGAAAACUUUGCUGCAAAAUCACUGGGACUGCUCUUCAAUUUGAGCUCUUGCUUCUUCUUCAACCUUAGCUGCAAACCCAAAAUUUUCAAUCUUUCAGCACAAUUGUGGACAGUAGCAAUAGAAUAGAACAGAUUUUGCCGAGUCAGCCAGAAUUUAAAAGCUCUCUGGAAAAAGGGGAAGAAAAAAGAAAAGGGUGUAGAGAUGGGUUAGGCUAAAUUAGCAGUAGCUUUUUAGCCUUUUGGGUCUAGUUUAGUUUUGUGUGCUGGUUUUGUAAGGUAAAUGGAAUUAGGGAGGUUGAAUGGCAGAGCCUUUUGGAAGAGGCAGAAGGAGCAGUCUCAGAAAUUGCAGGAGAAGUUUAUUAAGAAAAGAGAGGAAAACAAUUGCAGUAGUAUUGGAAAACAGAUUGAAGCCAUUACUAAAACCACCUUCUAGGAAGCAGCAAAAAUCUUCUUCUCCUCCUUCUUCCUGUCAUUCAAAAGCUGGAAGAACCAUAUUAUCAUCAUCAUCAACCACACGAGUACAACCACAAGAAGGGUCUGAGUCUGGAUCCUCAGAGGAAUCAUUAUCUGGACCAGAACCAAAACCAAGUCCCAAUUUCACUCGAAGGAGAAGUGGAAGAGGAAGAGGAGGACCAAGUUCAAUCCAUCCAUGCCUCCUCCCACCACCACCACCACCACCAAUCAUCCCAAGAACUCAUUUUGAACCACCAGCUGAUUUUUGCACAACCACAUCCGCCGCCGUCGCCGCCGCAGCACCACCACUCACAGCCGCUGAAGAAACGCUCUUACCUUCCCUCCUCUUCCUCUUUGACCCAUUUCCCGCAAGACUCCGAACAUGCGAGAUUGCGAGAAAGAAUGGGAGAAAGUUUUCACCACCAGCUACAACAGCAGCAGCACCACCAGCAGCCGCCGCCGCCGCAGCCCUCCGCCGCCGCCACCACAACCACCGGCCGUCAAUCGAGACUAGGAGGGAUGAGGAGCACGGUGGGAGAGAUCGUGGAAGUCCAAGGUGGGCACAUUGUGAGGUCAACUGGGCGCAAAGACCGCCACAGCAAGGUCUGCACAGCCAAAGGCCCAAGGGACCGCCGUGUAAGGCUCUCUGCCCACACUGCCAUUCAAUUCUACGAUGUCCAAGACCGCCUUGGCUAUGACCGGCCCAGUAAAGCUGUGGAUUGGCUCAUCAAGAAAGCCAAGCCCGCCAUUGAUGAGCUCGCCGAACUACCUGCCUGGCAUCCCACUGCUUGUACUUUAGCUUCAAACUCGAAUUUUGAGCAAGCCCAGAAAGCCAAUUUAGCUGAGAACAAUCGGAAUUCCAAUAACCAUCAGCAGCAAUUGAGUAUUCACCACAGUGAUGUGGUGGUCGGAAACAGCAAUGCUGGCUCUUCUUCUUCGAAUAAGAGAGCGAUGUCAAUGCUGGGAAGUGAAAAUGCUCAGCAAGGGAUUUCGCAGAAUAAUGCUGCUCAGAAUUCGAGUGGGAAUGGCUCAAGUUUUUUGCCUCCUUCUUUGGACUCGGACUCCAUUGCUGAUACUAUUAAGUCCUUUUUCCCAAUGGGGGCUUCUGCUGAGGCCAAUUCUUCAGCUAUGCAAUUUCAGAGCUUCCCUCCUCCAGAUUUGCUCUCAAGAACAAGCAGCCAUAGCCAAGAUUUGAGGCUUUCCUUGCAGUCAUUCCAAGAUCCAAUUUUGCUCCACCAUCAUCAGAACCAUCCCGCCAACCACACAGCUGAACACGCACAAGUUCAAGCUCAGGCGCAGGCCCUAUUCUCUGGAGCUUCCCAGAUGGGUUUUGAUGCUUCAUCAGGCUGGUCUGAGCACCAGCAGCAUUCAGAAAUGGGUCGGUUUCAGAGAAUGAGUGGGUGGAAUUCCGGCGGAGGAGAUGCAACGGGAGGAGGAUACUUGUUCAACUCGCAGGCAACUCCACAGCCUUUCUUGCAGCAGUUGUUCGGCCAGAAUCAGCUUUUUUCACAGAGGGGACCCCUUCAGUCCAGUACUACACCUUCAAUUCGUGCUUGGAUGGACCCAUCAGCCAUAUCCAUUGCCACUGCAGAUCAUCAAGCUAUUCAACAUCAUCACCAUCAUCAGGCAGCGGUCCUGCCUAUUUAUCCGUCUUCGAUAUCUAGCAUUGGAUUUGCCUCUGGAGUUGGUGGAUUCUCUGGGUUCCGCAUUCCUGCACGAAUUCAAGGUGAAGAAGAGGAGCACGAUGGUAUUUCCGACAAGCCAUCCUCUGCUUCCUCUGAUUCUCACCAUUGACCUUUGCUCGCUUUACCUGAUUUUCUCUCCCUUUUCCGCUUCACAGUUUGCAGGAACUGAAUUAUUGCUGCUGUGGUGUGCGAUUACGAAGUUUCAAGGUUUCGAUUUUAUCAUUGCCAGGACGGUGAAGUAUGCAGCAUAUGAGAGAGGGAGAGAUUUCAGCGAGUAGAACUCAAUGGUGACUAUUGGGAAGAAGAAAUUCUGAAUUUAGUUUCAGGUUUUUUUAUUCCCAUUUUAUUGUUAUAUGUAUUUCCAGCUUUAGUUUUCACGUUUCCAGUGAGCUGUUAUAGCUCAAUUUGUUUGGGAUUAUGUUUCGUUUCGGUUGCUGUAAUUGUUUUGUAUUAUCACUGUAUGCUCAAAGUUCUGUUUGUGAAGUAGACUUGAUUCUUCUGUGUUUGAACAAUAUUAUUGUGCUGCAUUGAAGCAGAUCUUGGUAGCAAACACGGCACAGUUCUCUCUUAUAAUAAGGCUAUGCGAAAUCAAUAUAAACUGAACGUGUGUUAGGAUGUAUUUAAGCUUGUUCUUCUUUCCCUGAAAUUUAGGAGGAACAAAUCAAAAAUUGGGCCUGGUCAGUUUUGAUUAUGCAGAUGAUAAUUGAUGUUUUAUGUGCAAUUGAUAUUUUAUUCAGC